UGCCUUGAUUUUCUGCACUGCGGCGGAUGACGAGGAUGACGGUGAUGAUGGCAGCAGGUGGCAAUGCUCAACAUGCAGCAACGAUGAUGAUGCUGUUGAGAGGCGGCAGUCGUGCCUUGGCGAGGAACGCGGCGCUCGGGCACGCCUGUGGCUGCAGACGACUCCUCCACAGUGGACAGAGGGUAGGCUUGGCGUGGCAAGGUGUAGCCAUGAGGCAGCAGCAGCAAGCACGACCACUAAACCAGGUGCUGUAUCGUGCCCUGAGCUCGACCAGCACCAAGCUCAACUCCAACGUCAAGGACAAGCCAAACACGACCAUCCAGAAGCAGAGAACCACGCCGCAGCAAGUGAACGCUGAGAAUGAAUCCAUGGCGAGUGGCGACAUUGUUCGCGGCCUCGGCCGGUUCCUCUGGCCGGACAAGGCGUGGGAUCUCAAAGCACGUGUGCUCGGGGCACUGGCGCUGCUCGUCUCCUCCAAGGUGUUGAAUGUGCAAGUGCCGUUCUUCUUCAAGGAUGCAGUUGACAUGCUCAACGACACGGCAGACACGGUCGCCUCCAUGUCCCCCGUCACCGCCGUCUUCACCUCCGCCGGCGCCAUGCUUGUUGGAUGGGAGGCGAGCGUUGGGCAUCUGGUGAUGGUGAACGGACUUCUGUUCCAGCUGGCGAUGCCGCUCAACUUCCUUGGCACCGUGUACCGCGAGGUCAAGCAGUCGCUCAUUGACAUGCGCACACUCUUCGACAUCCUCGCCCUCAAGCCAUCCAUCACUACGCCAGAGAACGCGCCAGAUCUGAAACUGCCAGAGUUUGUUGAGUCGCGCAAGAAGGAUUUCCUCGGACACGCCCCCGCCAUCAUCACGCCGACAGAGCAGCCGGCCAUUGAGUUUGAUCGCGUGUCGUUUGCGUAUGACAGCGGCCUGCGCGUGUUUGAGGACGUCUCGUUCCAGAUUCCGUUUGGAAAGAAGGCCGCCAUCGUUGGGCCCAGCGGCAGCGGCAAAUCCACUGCGCUUCGUCUCCUCUAUCGCUUCUACGAUCCAGAGUCGGGCUCCAUCCGCAUCAACGGACAGGAUAUCCGGGAAGUGAACUUGCCAAGCCUCCGCGCCGCCCUGGGCGUUGUUCCCCAGGACUGCGUGUUGUUCAACGACAGCAUCUUCUACAACAUCCAGUACGGGCGCCUGUCGUCGACGGAGGAGGAGGUCCACGCCGCUGCCCGCAUUGCUGAUCUCCACCACAUCAUCCACAAGCUUCCACAGCAGUACGAGACCGCCGUUGGCGAGCGCGGACUCAAACUCUCGGGUGGAGAGAAGCAGCGAGUGGCGAUUGCGCGUGCGGUGCUGAAGGAUUCGCCGAUACUGCUGUACGACGAGGCGACGUCGUCCCUCGAUCCCAUCACGGAGAAGCACAUCAUGGCCGCUGUGGAUAAAGUUGCACGAGGAAGGACGAGCUUGUUCAUUGCGCACCGCCUCUCCACCAUCGUGGACGCAGAUGUCAUCUUCGUGCUGCGAGACGGGCGCAUCUCGGAGCGAGGAACGCAUUGGCAGCUGCUGCGUGACCCCAACAGCUUCUACUCGUACCUGUGGCACAACCAGCACAGCAGCAAGGCAGAUGACGAGCUCGCGCAGAAGAACAAAGAGGAAGAAGAGGCCAGGGCACAGCAAGAGCAGUUGAAGCCGUAGCAAGCCGUUCUGUUGAGAUGUUUUGCAGUGUUGGUUGUCGGUGUGUGUGUGUAUGUGUGUGUGUGUUCGUACGUGUAUGUGUGUUUGUCUGGCCCAGGCAUGGCUUGAGAGCCAGCCGCACUUGUUUGAUCACGUCACUGGCCAAGAGUGCCAUUGUGUCUUGAUUUGCGAUUGAAGAAAGUAAAGCUCGUCACAUUGCGUGAACAGUUCAGUCUCGG
Messenger RNA from Salpingoeca rosetta, 1891 nucleotides. RefSeq names its product ABC transporter B family member 5. Gene Ontology annotation, biological process: transmembrane transport; intracellular iron ion homeostasis. Gene Ontology annotation, molecular function: ATP binding; ATPase-coupled transmembrane transporter activity; ATP hydrolysis activity. Gene Ontology annotation, cellular component: mitochondrial inner membrane. Lineage: Eukaryota; Choanoflagellata; Craspedida; Salpingoecidae. The record is from RefSeq and is a predicted model, not a curated record. The transcript is spliced from 12 exons. Bases 27 to 1673 code for a protein of 548 amino acids.